Mycotypha africana is the source of this 2339-nucleotide messenger RNA. RefSeq names its product Piwi domain-containing protein. NCBI's taxonomy places the organism in Eukaryota, Fungi, Mucoromycota, Mucoromycetes, Mucorales, Mycotyphaceae. The record is from RefSeq and is a predicted model, not a curated record. Gene Ontology annotation, molecular function: RNA binding; protein binding. The transcript is spliced from 3 exons. Bases 87 to 2162 code for a protein of 691 amino acids.
GGAGAAGUCAACAUGGAAGAACUUCGUCGUUUCUUGACUGGUCAAUCCGCUUGUACUUCUAACUGUCUUACAGGGUUGUAGCUAUCAUGGUUUUGGAUGUUCUUAUCCGUUAUGUUCCCUCCAAUGUGCACAUUGGUGUUGGUCGCUCCUUCUAUACUCCCGCUGAUAAGCGUGCCCUACCCAACGGUGCCGAAGUCUGGCAGGGUUACUACCAAUCCGCUCGUCCCACAGUUGGUAAAAUGAUGAUCAACGUCGAUGUAAGCUCCACUGCCUUCAUUGAAUCUGGUCCCGUUCCUGAAGUCGUCGCCAAGAUGCUUGGUCGUCGCUCUAUUGAUGAACUUCGUCGUGGUAUCCCUGAACGUGAAUUGACCAAGCUUGUCAAGCUCCUCAAGAAUGUUUACAUUAACGUUAUUCAUCGUGGCGAAAAGAAACUCAAAUAUAGAGUCACCAAGCUUACACCUUCCCCUGCUGAUCGUACCAUGUUCAAGGAUGAAGCUGGUAAUGAAAUGUCCGUUGCCGAUUACUUCGCCAAGCAAUAUAAUAAGCGUUUGGCUUUGCCCUUCUUACCUUGUAUCGUUGUCAAGAAGGACAUCUUUUUGCCCAUGGAAGUUUGUGAGAUUAUCCCUGGUCAACGUUUGGAAAAGAAGUUGAAUGAAAAGCAAACUGCUGAAAUGAUCAAAUUCACUUGCCAAAAACCCAACAUUCGUGCUAACAAGAUCCGUCAAGGUCUUGGUCUUAUGCAACAUCGUGAUAAUCCUUAUUUGCAGCAAUUUGGUAUGGCUGUUAAGCCCGAAAUGGCUGUUGUUAAGGCUCGUGUGCUUCCUACUCCCAAGAUUUCCUAUCACCAAAGUUCUCAAGAUGCCGAAUUCGCACCUCAAGGUGGUGCUUGGAAUUUGAGAGGCAAGAAAGUUGCUCAAGGCGCUACUCUUGGUUCUUGGUCUGUUGUCAACUUUGCCGGUGCUGUCCCCUUGCCUGCCAUUCAAAGAUUCAUUCGUGAACUUUGUCAAACUUUCAUCGAUACUGGCUUAAAUGUUGUCAACCGUCAACCUCCUAUCAUCUCUGCCGACCCUCACGGUAACAUUGAACGCACACUCAAGGAAGCUUGGUUGAAGGCCGGUAAUGCCGCCAAGGCCAACCCUCAACUCAUUUUAUGUAUCCUUCCCAACACUGGUGUACCCUUAUAUGCUGAAAUCAAGCGUAUUUCUGAUACUCUCAUUGGUGUCCCUACACAAUGUCUUCAAAGCAAGCAUAUUGCUGAUGCUAAGAAGCAAUAUUGUGCUAACGUCUGUUUGAAGGUUAACAUGAAGCUCGGUGGUAUGAAUUUGUUCCUCUCUCCUCCUCAAAUUCCUUUCAUUGCUCAACGUCCUACAAUUAUUAUUGGUGCCGAUGUCACUCAUCCUUCUCCUGGUGAUUUCAACAGACCUAGUAUUGCCGCCCUUUCCGCCUCUAUGGACGCUCGUGCCUCCAGAUAUUCCUCUGCUAUUCGUGUUCAAGCUAACCGUACUGAAAUUAUUGCUGAUUUGGCAAACAUGAUGAAGGAAAUCUUGAAGAACUUCUAUCAAUCUUGUGGCCAAAAGCCUGAAAGAAUUCUCUUCUAUCGUGAUGGUGUUUCUGAAGGUCAAUUCAAGCAAGUCAUGGAUUCCGAAGUAGCCGCUAUUCGUGCUGCUUGUGCCUCUCUUGAAAAGACUUACCAACCUACCCUUACCUUUGUUGUUGUUCAGAAGCGUCAUCAUGCUAGAUUCUUCCCUAUCGAACAACGUGAUGCCGACCGUACUGGCAACUGCUUGCCCGGUACUGUCAUUGAUACCGACAUUGUUCAUCCUUUCGAAUUCGAUUUCUAUCUCCAAUCUCAUGCUGGUCUUCAAGGUACUUCUCGCCCUACUCACUACCACGUGCUUCAUGAUGAGAACAAGUUCACUUCUGAUGCUUUGCAAGAAUUGACCUACAACUUGUGUUACAUCUACGGUCGUGCCACCCGUGCUGUCUCCAUUGUACCUGCCGCUUACUACGCCGAUUUGAUCGCUGCUCGUGCCAGAUUCCACCGUCGUGGUGAAAACUGGAGUGAUACCGACGCCACUUCCGAAUCUAUGGACUCUGAAGCUCAAAUGGCAUCUUUCGCUACCGUUAAGCCCGAACUUCAAAAAGUCAUGUACUACAUGUAAAUUCCAUUCAGCAAUUUAUCAUCUAUUAACCUUCUUUAGUACCAAUUCCUUUAAUGGAACAGUUUGAAAAUUUUAUUUGUUCAAUAAAUUGAGUUAUAAAAAUCUUUAUCGACAUCAACAACAUUAUGACAUUUAAAAAAAAAAAAGGCUGAUUUUCACUUUCUGUUCGUAAUGUCA